AUGCGUCCCCUCACAGAACAAGAACUUCGGACGGUGCUGGAGAAACUGACAGUCUAUGUGGGCUCAUCAGUAAAAGAUCUCCUCACUCCCACCGACAGCUCGGGCAAGCCUGAUCGCUGGGUUUUCCGUCUGGCGCAAAGUCGCGUUUACUUUGUUCGCCUUUCUCUCGCCAAUCUAGCCACCUCCAUCGCUCGGGAGAACCUCCUGUCCUGUGGGACAUGUCUUGGUCGUUUCACGAAGUCCGGUAAAUUCCGUCUGCACAUCACAGCCCUCAGUGUCAUCGCCCCAAUCGCUCGCCACAAACUCUACCUGCGCCCUAAUGGAGUCAUGCCUUUCCUCUACGGGGGACACGCUGUAAAGGCACACGUCGCUCGCUGGUCUCAAGAGUGCCCGGAACAUAGUGGUGUUGUGGUUUUCGACUCGGAGGAUAUGCCGCUCGGUUUUGGCAUUGCCGCGAAAGCUCCCGCUGCGGCGCAGCGCGCGAGUCCGACGGAGAUUGUUUGUUUCCGUCAAGCAGAUUGUGGAGAAUAUCUCCGGGAGGAAGACUCGCUGUUCACUGCUUGA
This is a messenger RNA of Aspergillus terreus NIH2624, 564 nucleotides long. RefSeq names its product ribosome biogenesis protein NIP7. Gene Ontology annotation, molecular function: RNA binding. The transcript is spliced from 2 exons. The coding region runs from base 1 to 564 and encodes 187 amino acids. Lineage: Eukaryota; Fungi; Ascomycota; Eurotiomycetes; Eurotiales; Aspergillaceae. Gene Ontology annotation, biological process: ribosome assembly. Gene Ontology annotation, cellular component: nucleus. The record is from RefSeq and is a predicted model, not a curated record.